AUGCUGUCGUUAGUGUUGAAAUGCAUGCUGCUGUGUGCGUUAAUGCAUGGAACAGUGUUUUCCUGUAUGCUGAAGAAUCACACCAUAUGGAUUGAGAGGCAAGACUGCGGCCAGUGUGUGGCAAUCAACACAACCAUAUGCAGCGGCUACUGUCACACACAGGACACCAAUUUGAAAGGAAGGUUCGGAAGGAUGUUCCUGAUCCAGCGCAGCUGUGUGCCUCUCUCUCUGGUGUACCGAGCCGUCCAUGUUCCGGGCUGCCCUCAGGAUGUAAACUCACAGCUGUAUUAUCCUGCGGCGCAGCGCUGCAGCUGCAGGCGCUGCAACACGCGCUCGCACCACUGUGUCCGCACCAGCCGGGUCUCUAAAGACCGAUGCACCGUGACCCUGGGCGGUGUGAAGAACCAAACCCAGCCCGCUGUGAAAAACUGACAAUAUGCCUAUAGAUGCAAUGCACAUGCAUGCUAA
Molecule: messenger RNA, 468 nt
Organism: Gymnodraco acuticeps
Lineage: Eukaryota; Metazoa; Chordata; Actinopteri; Perciformes; Bathydraconidae
Product: thyrotropin subunit beta-like
Exons: 2
Coding region: 1-432 (143 amino acids)
Biological process (GO): G protein-coupled receptor signaling pathway
Cellular component (GO): cytoplasm; extracellular region
Molecular function (GO): hormone activity
Source: RefSeq, a predicted model, not a curated record